Linderina pennispora is the source of this 1189-nucleotide messenger RNA. RefSeq lists its product as uncharacterized. Lineage: Eukaryota; Fungi; Kickxellomycota; Kickxellomycetes; Kickxellales; Kickxellaceae. The coding region runs from base 145 to 864 and encodes 239 amino acids. The transcript has a single exon. The record is from RefSeq and is a predicted model, not a curated record.
UGGCCCCAGCGGCAGGCAGGCUGAGCUGCCCGCCAGCCGCAAUACCGGAACCUGCAUGUCCGCGCGCGUCGACUCGAGCCGGUGCUGCUGCCGGUUUAGCGCCGCCAGCAAAGGAGUCGGCGCACGCAGCCCAGGACGCCGGGGAUGGGAUCCGCGACGCUGACUCCUGCCGGUGACACUAGCCCGCUACCGUCCGACGCGAACGGAUCCAGCGACCGCACCGACGAUGCGCGCGAGCCGAGCCCGCCCAGCGACUCGCCAAUCGAGCUGCGGCUCGCCGGCAGCGAGAACCGCGGCGACCCAACGCUGCCUCUGCGACCACCGCGUACCCACUGGCAGCGACGAGCGUGGCGGCCGGAUCAGGCUGCCGGUGCUGAUCUUGCGUCCGCUCCCCAGCACUGCGUUCGCCUGCGAGAUCAGCUCCUCCACCUCGCUGCGCCGCCGAGACACCGACCCUGCCGCUGCCCGCCCCGCCGCCCGCCGGCUCACCAUGAUGCUGUCGCGCGGCGUCGCCCGGUUGCCGAGCCGUGGGAUCUGUGGCUCAGUGAACUCGCCAAGCGGGCGGUGGAACAUGGCCCGCAUGUUCAUAGGUCGACGCCGUUGCACGCAGCUUGUUUACUGUUGGCCGGUCGGCGUCCGCGGUUGGUACCACCUGGGUCUUCUCCACGCCAAUGCCCGCAUGUGCAACCUCGCUCUCCGCCAAGGCACUGUCGGGAGAGGCUGAUGGCGUCGGUACCUGCUGUGCCACCAGCGACUGGAUGUGCAGCCGCGGCAGGUACGUCUCCACCAUCUUGUCCACAUCCAUACCGCGCACAGAGCGAUCAGAUGCCUGUCGCCGCGUGCUCACCACAAACGAGUGCGUAGGUAUCUGCAGCGACAUUCCACGGAACGCAGACUGCCGGGCGCUCGGCCGCUUCAUCCGUGUCGGCGCGCUGCUGACCUUUGGCCUCUUUGACCGCAUCAUUGCAAGCACCAUAGGGUGCCGCCGCAAUGCGAACUGCAGGUCUGGAUCAUUCACAUCCGCGUCCACAAGCCCUGGCCGCCCCUGCGAGCUGACCAGCUCCUUGACCUCAACCGCUCCGGACUGCCCGCCCAGAGGCUGCCUGCCGAGCAGCGUAAAUACCUUGAUCUGGAAGCUGCGCAUACUGCACGGAACAGCAUCGGCAGUAGCUGCCGUGGCGUCUGCCAU